CUGCCCUUGAUCUUCUUUCUUUGCACGGACCUUUCAACAAAGCGGAAACAAUGUCUUUCCCCGAAAGCAGGCCAUGCACUACUUUUCCACGUAGCGAAAACCUCCGCCCCCCGGAUAAACAAAUAAAUCCUGGAAGCCAAAUGCAAAAUGUGCUUGGCCAGCCAGAAAGAUCGUCCGAUCAUAGUCAGAACAGCGACUUGAACCUCCGACAAUCAAAUAAAACAGAUGGAGAUAACCACGCGACCUACAAGAGAGCAGCAGAUUCUGAUAAUGCAAGAAAUAAACGCCAUGUGACUCAGUUUUUGAAGGAAAGUUCGCCUUGGACCUCCUACAAAAGAUUCGCGGCCCUAGGCCCAUCUGAAACCACGCUCCUUGCCGUUGCAUGGAAUCCAAUUACUUCUAUCGUCGCUGUAAAAGAGCACAGAGUUUUGGAUGCCAAGUCACUUCGUGAACUCAUCCCAACGAGCCAUGUUAACAUUGUGAAGUUGAAGGAUGCAUAUUACUGGAGUGGAAGAUGCUUCUUAGGAUAUGAACGAAUGCAUAUCUCGCUGGAACAACUGUGCGCCUGCAACACAAUCGAGGAUAUACACAUUGCAACGAUUUGCCGAGAGACUCUCUCGGGGUUGCUCUAUAUCUGUAACGAGCUCAAAGCCAGUUACACGACAACACUGUAUGACAACAUCUUCUUGACUGAUACCGGUAUUGUCAAAAUAGGAAACGUUGGCCGAAGCAUGAUUUCAACCCCUAGUGCAAAACAGGAGGGUCAGAAUGAUGCCGUAGGAAAACUAAUACUGCGCAUGGCACAACCAGGGGUGACGUUUAAAAACCCUGAUGAGUACAAGCUGCGGUACCCCGAACGUUGGAGCAAAGACCUAGUUGAAUUUCAUAGAGCAACAGGGGCUGUGUCAGUGACCGAUCUUCACAAGGGUCUAUAG
This is a messenger RNA of Penicillium brasilianum, 935 nucleotides long. The record is from the annotation of a GenBank genome assembly. Lineage: Eukaryota; Fungi; Ascomycota; Eurotiomycetes; Eurotiales; Aspergillaceae.